AUGAGUCUCAGGCACCGACUAUACGAACCCAGCUUGUCCGCCGAUUUAUCCAUCUCACAGUCAACCUUGGACUCUGAAUCUUCUCUCUCAUCAGUCGAGAGAUACUCCGCAGCGCUGGACGCCCUGAACGCCAGCAACCAUAACCUCGAAUACAAGAUCGCCAAGAUCCAAGCACGCAAUCUGCGCCUCAAACUCGACCUGAUGAGACUCCAACGACACGUCACGUCCUUCCAUCACGAUCUCCUCGCCACCUGGGAAGCCGACAUCCUGACGAGCCUUAUCGAGGUGGUUUACCAACGACAAGGUCGGAAACUACACCGCGGACAUGACAUUAGCGACCUAAGGAGGCUCGAUCGGAAGGCUCUAUCGGCGAUGUAUACCACGGCAGCGGGGAGAAUCGGCAGGAGGGCACUUAGGAGUCUGUUUGGUCUAUCACAGCUUUAUUGGUUAGCGUUGCAGAAGUACGAUGAGAUUGCGCAUCUGCGGAGUACAAGUCCUUCUCGUACGGAGGGUACGUUUGCUCGAUGGUUGAUGACGGAAAGGGAGACGAAUCCUAAACGAGCGGGUUUCUGGGCCAGAUUGUUUCCUGUCUGUUAUGGGAGGACUGUGGAAGAGAGUUCGAAGAUGUAG
Messenger RNA from Aspergillus udagawae, 630 nucleotides. RefSeq lists its product as uncharacterized. The record is from RefSeq and is a predicted model, not a curated record. The coding region runs from base 1 to 630 and encodes 209 amino acids. Lineage: Eukaryota; Fungi; Ascomycota; Eurotiomycetes; Eurotiales; Aspergillaceae. The transcript is spliced from 4 exons.